Messenger RNA from Aaosphaeria arxii CBS 175.79, 1667 nucleotides. Its product is annotated as salicylate 1-hydroxylase-like protein. Gene Ontology annotation, biological process: secondary metabolite biosynthetic process. Bases 307 to 1617 code for a protein of 436 amino acids. Lineage: Eukaryota; Fungi; Ascomycota; Dothideomycetes; Pleosporales. The transcript is spliced from 2 exons. The record is from RefSeq and is a predicted model, not a curated record. Gene Ontology annotation, molecular function: FAD binding.
UCAGAAGCAUAAUGUCCUCGAAAUUCUCAUUGAGUUUCUGGUGGCCACAAUGUUCGUAAGCCUCCACAAUGUUCAUCAAAGCAGCUUAUCCGGGUAAGCUGCCUCUACCGAUCAGGCACAUACUGACCCAUCUCGCGUCUCAAUAUUCAUACAUACAUGCGGAAGACAAUCUUAUCUGAAAUCGCAUAGCAACAUUUCACGUGAUGUGGGGCCUCCAUCCGUCUCACUGUAUGUAUGUGCAUAACUUUGACGUACCAAUGCCUCUGCCAGAGGGAUACGGCUGGUGAUUUUAUGCUCGAUUGUAAGAUGUCUACCUCAUCAAGUUCCCCACAACUCGAUAUCGCCAUUGUCGGCGGAGGCAUCGCUGGAUGUGUUUUGUCCAUAGCCCUCAGCGAGUACAAGAUCAAACAUACCUUAUAUGAAUCGGCCUCACGAUUCGGCGAGAUCGGAGCAGGCGUGGGCUUCGAAAACAACUUCGUCCGAGUCAUGGAACUGAUCUCUCCGUCCAUCAAGGAAGCGUUUCUGCGUUGCAUCGAACCAGUCAGCGACGUGAACCCGACUUGGAUAUCGGUAGCAGUUGGCGAUACCAAAAGAGCAGACGAGAACGGUGUAAUCCUGGACACUAGUGGCGGGGAAUCCAAAGUAGGCGACAUCUUCUUUACAUAUCCUAGUCGGCCUGGACCCAGGGGAGGCAUACAUCGAGCUCAUUUUCUCGACGAACUCGUCAAGUUGAUACCAGAUGAUGUCCCUUCGUUCGGCAAGAGAUUGGUCAACAUCACGAGUGCAGAGGACGGUUCCGAUCGCCCUGUGUUGCAAUUUGCUGAUGGAUCGACGGCUAUACACUCUGCAGUCAUUGGUUGCGAUGGGAUCAAGUCGCGAACGAGAGAGAUAUUACUUGGUAUUGAGGAAGCUGCCCGGCCAGUGUUUUCCGGCAAGUACGCCUACAGAGGCUUGAUACCUAUGGGACGGGCAAUCGAGAUAAUGGGCGAAGAGAAAGCAAGAAAAGCUACUAUGUAUCUGGGCUAUCAUCGCCAUGUUCUCACUUUUCCGAUUGCGAAAGGGUCCAUUCUGAAUGUCGUUGCAUUCAGCUCCAAGCAAAAUUGGACAGACGAAGAAUGGGUGGUCCCUACAUCCCGAGAAGCUAUGGUCGCUGACUAUGAGACUUGGAUCCCUGAAAUCAAAGGCGUCCUGGCAGAGUUGCAAAGACAAGACAUUUGGGCACUUUUUCAACAUCUCCCAGCGAGCACAUAUUUCGGAAAGCAACCUCGAAUAUGCCUUGUCGGAGACGCGGCACACGCUUCCACUCCAUUCAAUGGCGCGGGUGCUGGUAUGUGUGUUGAGGACUGUUAUAUUCUGUCUUCACUGCUAUCUGAAGUGCAACAUGAACCAGACCUGUGCAAGGUGUUCAGUUCCUACGAUGAGGUGAGACGGUCCAGGUCGCAAAGAUUGGUUCAGAAGAGCAUAGAAGCUGGGAUGCUCUAUGAAUUCGAAGGUCCUCAGGGUGAUGAUAUCGACGCACUUAUAUCAAACAUGACCACGAGAAUGAAUUGGAUCUGGGAUUUUGAUUUGAGACUCGACCUAGAACGAGCUCAGGAAUUGGUGCGAGGGAGCAUCUGAAUUUAUCGGUCGUUCCGGCAUAGAAGAGCCUCUAAUUUCAGAUGAAUAAG